Messenger RNA from Coccidioides posadasii C735 delta SOWgp, 1695 nucleotides. RefSeq lists its product as uncharacterized. Lineage: Eukaryota; Fungi; Ascomycota; Eurotiomycetes; Onygenales; Onygenaceae. Gene Ontology annotation, molecular function: lipoic acid binding; acetyltransferase activity. Gene Ontology annotation, cellular component: cytoplasm; mitochondrion. The record is from RefSeq and is a predicted model, not a curated record.
AUGGGCUCCCUAUACUGCAGAAGAUCGCUCUCCAAGGCACUCCAAGCUCGCAUUUCGUCCCGCAUCCUCCCCGCCGCUCCCCCAGUUGCCGGCUUCAACCAUCGCUUCCGCCGGCGCUUUCACAGCACCCCGGUGCCAUGGGGAAUCAGGUCUCAGAUCCUGAAGGAUGUCGGUGAAGGUAUCACCGAGGUUCAAAUCAUCCAGUGGUACGUCCAGGAGGGUGCUAGGAUAGAGGAAUGGAAGCCCCUAUGCCAGUACCAGUCGGAUAAAGCUGUAGAUGAUAUCACAUCGCGCUACGAGGGCGUCAUCAAGAAGCUCCAUUUUCAAGCCGAUGACACGGUCCCGACCGGAAUGGCUCUUUGCGAGAUAGAGGUCGAUGACGCCAAAUAUCCUGAGACAAAUGCCCCUGCUCCCCCCAAGGCGGAGUCGGCCCCAGAGCCAACCACUUCCGCAUCUGCCGUAUCUGAAGAGAAGGCUCAAGAAGUAUUGGCUGAGAAUAGCCAAGCCCAGGUCGAAACCGCCCCAGCUGCGCCAAAGUCCAAAUAUGCUACAUUUGCGACGCCAGCGGUCCGCGGACUGUUGAAGGAACAUGGUUUAGACAUUACAAAGAUCACUGGAACUGGCAAGGAUGGCAGAGUGAUGAAAGAAGAUGUGUUCAAAUAUCUUGCGGAGAGAGAUUCGCAAGCAGCAGCCCCAGCGGCGCAGCCUACCGCCGCCACGCCAUCUGUGGACACUCCCCAAGUCGAAACCCCAACACGUCUAACACCCAUCCAGUCCCAGAUGUUCAAGACAAUGACCAAGUCCCUCUCAGUCCCACAUUUCCUUUACGCCGAUGAUCUCAGCAUCUCCGCACUCGCAUCUAUCCGACAGAAGAUCCUUUCGCAUCCUACUGAGCCACAGAAAAUCUCCUUCCUGCCAUUUAUCAUUAAAGCUGUCUCCCUUGCCCUGCAACAGUACCCUCUCCUUAAUGCCAGAGUGGACACUACAACGAACCCCGACAAGCCAUCUUUAGUAAUGAGAUCGAGCCACAACAUCGGGGUGGCCAUGGACACCCCAACUGGGCUCCUCGUACCCAACAUCAAAAACGUCCAAGCCCGUUCCAUUUUAGACAUUGCGGCUGAAGUAACCCGGCUCGCUGCCGUUGCACGUGCCGGAAAACUGACUCCUGCCGAUCUUAACGGCGGAACCAUCACUGUCUCCAAUAUCGGAACCAUUGGCGGAACAUAUGUUGCGCCUGUCCUGGUGCCAAACGAAGUUGCCAUCCUGGGCGUUGGCAGGUCACGGACCGUGCCAGUAUUUGACGAGCAGGGUAACGUGGUCAAGGACCAGAAGAUGACAUUCAACUGGAGUGCCGAUCAUCGCGUCAUUGACGGAGCAACGAUGGCAAGAAUGGCAGAGAAGGUUAGAAUGUAUGUUGAGUCCCCGGAGACGAUGAUGCUGGCGUUGAGAUAAGCCAUAAUGGGACGCAAGAUACCCAGUAUGCUGUUUAUGUACUUCCUUGGUUACAUAUUUCUUGGCUCUGGAGAGCAUACAGCAUCUCCUGAUUGCCUAAUCUUCUUUCUGUUUAUUUUGGGAAAGGAUAUCAUGUUUUAGAAUUGUGUGCUUCUUGUAUACACAAGCUUGCCUGUGGAAAGCGUUUCACAUUCCACCCUUAUGACCUCGCCUGCUCUGUCAUACGCAUAGACGACGUUUUCU